This is a messenger RNA of Aspergillus uvarum CBS 121591, 1014 nucleotides long. RefSeq lists its product as uncharacterized. The coding region runs from base 1 to 1014 and encodes 337 amino acids. NCBI's taxonomy places the organism in Eukaryota, Fungi, Ascomycota, Eurotiomycetes, Eurotiales, Aspergillaceae. The transcript has 2 exons. The record is from RefSeq and is a predicted model, not a curated record.
AUGUCCGCUGUCCUCUCCACGGCAACUCUUGAGCCACAUCUCGUUCAAAGGUUGAACCAGAUAGUGGCCAGGUGGACUGCUUCCAACCACGAGCCCUCUCCUCUUCUGCUGCAUCUUUACCGGAACUCACAGAGCAUAGACGUCCUCGACCGAGUCAUUCGCAACCAUAUUUCUCUCAUCAACCGGCGGUCCCAGGAUGCCGCGGACGGCGAGAUUAGUCUCUAUGACCGGGCAUUGGUGGCAAUUGGUCACAAUGGAUUCGAAAUUGGCUCCGAAGUGCAAGACUUCUACCUCACCGAGUUCCUUGGAGCUGAUAUCUCCUGCUCUGUCAAUCAACAGGUCGCCUCCGACUACAUAGAUUUCAAUCUUGACUUGGAAAGAGCUUGCGGAUUUGGUGAUACUGAAAGCGUAAGCGGAGCUGCCGGCGCCACCGUCAACCCCAGCACUGGUCAUGGGGGCUCAGGUAUAAUGGGCACUCGAGACGCGUCUGGACGACCCGGCUCGCCCUGCCACGGGAUCAGCAUCCAGCCGAACAUCAAUCGCCUGGUCAUCCGAUUCCGCCAGGCCAAGAACGAGUUCUACCGUUACAAUGAGACCAACACGGAUACUGAGUCCUCGGUCCGGUUCCUGCGCGACACUGCAGAGAAUGCGUUGCAGUACCUGCGGGCCAACGGGCGUCCCAACCAUCCUCUCAUCCCAGACAUUGAAUAUCAUUUCCGGCUCGCCCGCGACCGCGCCGCGCAACUCAGCGGGGGGCGUCAGCGCCGCUUCGAAGACUCUGACCGGCAUGGCCGGGGAUCGCGUCGUGAGAAUUCCAGGCGUUAUGUGGGCGAUCCUACUCCGCGAGCCAGAGCCCAUGAUACACCUCGUGGCAACAAUGGACGUCCAGUCGAGGAAGCCUCCAAUGACAGGAACAGCGGCAACAGUAACGGUAGCAAAAACGUGGCAAGCCCUUGUCCUUCGAACAAACGCAAGCGCGCCGUCAAUAGCUACCGCCCUUCUCGUGACAGCUAA